AUGUGGAGUAAUGCUGGUUGUACAUUGGAUGCGUCAGAAGUUAUUAUGCAACUCGCUAUGCUACAUAUGGAGAAUACAUAUAAAUUUUCUAAUAUUCGAAUUCGUGGUCGUAUUUGUAAAACACAUUUGCCAUCAAAUACUGCUUUUCGUGGUUUUGGUGGACCACAAGCUAUGUUAGCAUGUGAGACAAUUGUAGAACAUGUUGCUGCAUGUCUAAAAUGUGAUCCAUUCACUAUUCAACUAUGGAAUAUUCCACGAAUUUUGGAUGAACUUACUAAAUCAAGUGAUUUUAUUCAAAGACAAUUCAAUGUUGAAGAAUUUAAUCGAAAAAAUAUAUAUCGAAAACGUGGUAUAAGUAUGAUGCCAGUUAAGUUUGACAUUGGUUUUACAGUUCAAUUUCUAAAUCAAGCAGGAGCUCUUGUACAUGUUUACAGAGAUGGCUCAGUAGUAGUUAGUCAUGGCGGUGUCGAGAUGGGUCAAGGUCUCCAUACAAAGAUGAUAGCAAUAGCUGCUGAAAUAUUAGGUUGUAAUAUUGAUAGAAUACGAAUUAGUGAAACAGCAACAGAUAAAAUUCAUAAUUUAAGUCCAACUGCUGCAUCAACUGCAUCGGAUCUUAACGGAAUGGCUGUAAGAUAUGCUUGUGAACAAAUUCGUCAACGAUUAGAUACACUUAUUGUUGAUAAUAAUGUUCACAUCUCAUGGGAAGAUCUUAUAAAACAAGCUUAUUUUGCUCGUCUUGAUUUAUGUGCACGUGGAUUCUAUAUAACACCGAACAUGUUCAGUGCUGAUUUUACAAAAAAUCAAGCUAAUUACAAUUAUUUUACACAAGGUGCAGCAGUGACAGAAGUUGAAUUAGAUGUAUUAACAGGAGAUUGGCAUCUUUUACGCGUUGAUAUACUCAUGGAUGUUGGUACAUCACUCAAUCCUUAUAUUGAUAUUGGUCAAAUCGAAGGUGGUUUUAUGCAAAGAAUCGGUUUGUAUACCAUGGAAGAACUCAUAUGGGGCGAUGAAAAACUAAAUAAAUGGAUUCCACCAGGAGAAUUAUUCACUUGUGGCGUAGAUACUUAUAAAAUUCCAUCAUUUAGUGAUGUUCCUAUCGAUUUUCGUGUUUCACUAUUAUCUGAUUCGUUAAAUCCGCGAGCUAUCUAUUCGUCAAAAGGAAUUGGUGAACCACCAGUUUUACUUGCUGCUUCGGCUUUUUUUUGCUUUAAAAUAAGCAUGUAA
Molecule: messenger RNA, 1224 nt
Organism: Rotaria sordida
Lineage: Eukaryota; Metazoa; Rotifera; Eurotatoria; Philodinida; Philodinidae
Source: the annotation of a GenBank genome assembly